Gopherus flavomarginatus (Mexican gopher tortoise) is the source of this 3320-nucleotide messenger RNA. RefSeq names its product SPT2 chromatin protein domain containing 1 (gene SPTY2D1). The transcript is spliced from 7 exons. Gene Ontology annotation, biological process: regulation of DNA-templated transcription; nucleosome assembly. Gene Ontology annotation, cellular component: nucleolus. The record is from RefSeq and is a predicted model, not a curated record. Gene Ontology annotation, molecular function: histone binding; DNA binding. Lineage: Eukaryota; Metazoa; Chordata; Testudines; Testudinidae. The coding region runs from base 496 to 2568 and encodes 690 amino acids.
UGUACGAGGUCAUAUAAGACGUUGGCUCGGCGCUGUCGUCGGCUGUGGGGGGCCGGAAGUGGUUAGGGGGGAGUCGCCUCUGGAGUGAAGCCUCCUCAGCUGGGAGGUCUGGGGCCCGUCUCGCCGCCGGAGCCAGCCCCAGGCAGACAUGGAUUUCCGAGAGAUCCUGAUGGUGGCGUCUGAGCAGCAGGGGCUGAGCGGGGUGUCGAAAAACAUAAGAAAGUAUGUGAAGAAAAUAUUGAAGUUGUGCAACUAAGGACUCAUACUAUGGAAAGUCAAUUAAGUUAUGGUUUCAUAUGCUAGAAAAGAUACAGUUUGGCAGUAGGCCCUCCCAAAAAAGAUCCAAAAGUCAAAGGUGUCCAUUCUGCAGCAGUGCAAGCUUUUCUGAGACGGAAAGAAGAAGAAAUUAGGGAAAAAGAACUAGAGGCAAAAAGGAAGAAGGAGAAACUUCUAGCUAAGCGUAUUGAACUGAAACAUGAUCGAAAAGCAAGAGCUAUGGCUUCACGGACAAAGGACAACUUCUAUGGCUAUAAUGGCAUUCCUAUUGAAGAGAAGCCUAAAAAGAGGCAGACUUGUGAAAAUGUCAGUCGAUGCACAGAUGCAGAAUAUAUGACAGAAGAUGAGGAAGAGCAAUUUGAAUACAGUCAGACUGAAUCUGAGCAUGAACCAGAGGAAUAUGAGGAGAAACCAUCCAAAGCUGCAGUGAAACCAAAGGCACCUCCCAAAAGUGCUUCUACCCCUAUGAACUUUGUAGAUCUUCUGAGGCUGGCUGAAAAAAAACAGUAUGAACCAGUAGAAAUAAAAGUAGUUAAAAAGACAGAAGAAAGGCCAAGAACAGCAGAAGAAUUGAGAGAAAAAGAAUUUUUGGACCGGAAAAACAAAAAAGGGGAAAUCCAGAAAGAGAAAAAAAAACCUGAAAAAGAGAUUAAGAAUGUAACUGCAUCAAGUUCUUCAAAUAAAGUGUUUUCUCAUAAAGAGUUUAUAAAUGCAAAACUUAGCAAAAACUCAGUGGAUAAAUGUUCCUCUUCAAAAGGCAGUUUCCCUUCUCAGUGUGGUCCUGAUAAGAAAUCCAGUCGACCUGUGUUUAGCGACAAACAUGCAAGGUCGUCAUCUUCCUCCAAAUACAGUCAAGCGGAAAAAGCAAAAGUUACACAAAAUGAAUCUUUAAAAAGCUCAUCAAGUGGCAUCCAUAGUAGAUCUUCAGUCAAUGGAGUAGGAAAAUUUGGGUCAGGCACACAUACACCAAGCUCAAAAGCACCCACUAAUGGGGCUCAGAAACUACAAUCUGCUAAAGAACCUAGUCUGAAAAAAUCUACUUCUCUGCAUACAAAACUGGGUAGUGCAACACCUCCUCAGCAUGAAAUUGUUAAAAAUUCCAGCUCUGGGCGACCGGGAAGCAGUGUGGGAGUGGGCAGGCCCGGGCGGCUGGGGACCAGUGCAGGAACGGGUAGGCCGGCCAGCAGUGCGGGGACGGGCGGGCCCGGGCGGCCGGCCAGCAGUGCGGGGACGGGCGGGCCCGGGCGGCCGGCCAGCAGUGCGGGGACGGGCGGGCCCGGGCGGCCGGCCAGCAGUGCGGGGACGGGCGGGCCCGGGCGGCCGGCCAGCAGUGCGGGGACGGGCGGGCCCGGGCGGCCGGCCAGCAGUGCGGGGACGGGCGGGCCCGGGCGGCCGGCCAGCAGUGCGGGGACGGGCGGGCCCGGGCGGCCGGCCAGCAGUGCGGGGACGGGCGGGCCCGGGCGGCCGGCCAGCAGUGCGGGGACGGGCGGGCCCGGGCGGCCGGCCAGCAGUGCGGGGACGGGCGGGCCCGGGCGGCCGGCCAGCAGUGCGGGGACCGGCGGGCCCGGGCGGCCGGCCAGCAGUGCGGGGACCGGCAGGCCGGGGAGCAGUGCGGGGAUGAAUGGACCUGGGCGGCCGGGGAGCAGUACGGGGAUGGGUGGACCUGGGCGGCCGGGGAGCAGUACGGGGAUGGGUAGACCUGGGCGGCCGGGGAGCAGUGUGGAAAUGGGUGAGCCUGGACGGCCGAGAAGCAGUGUGAGGGCAGGACCUGGAAAGUCAGUCAGUUCAAGCGUGGGACCUGGGCGACCAGGCAGCAGCUCAGUUGCACCUCCAAAACCUAAGUGCACUGUUGUAUCAGAAACAAUCUCAUCUAAAAAUCUAGUCUCCAGACCAAUUAAUGUACCAAUGAAUGGAACAAGACCUUCUCCAGGGCAUAGACCAGUGUUUCAUCCACAAGGUCUUCCAAGGCCUUCUCUUCCACCUAUAAGUUAUAAAAGGCAAAUAGAAGAUGAUGAAGAAUAUGAUUCUGAAAUGGAUGAUUUCAUUGAUGAUGAAGGGCAACCCCAGGAAGAAAUAUCAAAACAUAUUCGAGAAAUAUUUGGCUAUGAUCGGAAUAAAUAUAAAGAUGAAAGUGAUUAUGCCUUACGUUACAUGGAGAGCAGCUGGAAAGAGCAACAGAAAGAGGAAGCCAGGAGUUUGAGACUUGGUGUCCAAGAGGACCUAGAAGAGCUGAGACGUGAAGAGGAGGAAUUGAAACGUAAGAGGCAGGCAAAGAAGCUGAGGACACGUUAACUGAUUUACAGUGGUUUUGUUCUGUUUUUCUACUAUCCUGGUCACUCCUUUGCCUCAAUAUUUCAGCUCCUCUUAUACUAUAACUUUAGUUUUUAUUUGCUUAUUGGUGAGCAAGAAAAUAUGUAAAGGGAGGAGAGGGCAUAGAAAAACAAGGCUUUAGUUUGACCCUAAAAUAUUUAUUUUUAAUACUUGCCAGGGUUAAUUUUUUACAAAAAGAAACUAAUGCAGAUUUUUGGAAUAAAAGCUAUUAAUGAAUGUUUCCAUUGACUAAAUUAGUUCAAAAUGCAAGCAGAAAUAUUGACUGACUAUGCACUGGCUUGCAAGAUUUAUGUGGGCCCAUACACCAAUAAAUCAGACUUGCAUUCUUCAUUUGACAUGUGGGGAAAAAAAAGAUGAAUGCCAUUUAUGUUAAUUUUGAGAGAUAAAAGUACUGCUUUGUGUCUUAAAUCUCUUGGAUUAGGAUCCCUCAAAAUAUUGAAAUAUCAUCUUCUGUUCAAAACAGCUUGGUUAUAAAUUUCAGCCAUUGCCAGUAAUGUUUAAAGCAAUAAAAUAUGUUUUUCUGGUUUGAGAACCUUGUGUCUUGACAAAAAUAGUAAUUAAACAGAAGAACCUUUGAUUUCUAAAAAAAAGCUUGUCAUUUGUUAUACCUUGCAUUUAGCAGUGUGACCAAGUUUACAUUGGCAUUUUUUAUGUCUGGAAUGUCAAUGCCAACUGGUUUCAGUAAAACACAAAUAAACAUUUUUCCUGGAAAA